Messenger RNA from Cryptotermes secundus, 3141 nucleotides. Its product is annotated as pancreatic triacylglycerol lipase. Bases 289 to 2031 code for a protein of 580 amino acids. Gene Ontology annotation, biological process: lipid metabolic process. The record is from RefSeq and is a predicted model, not a curated record. NCBI's taxonomy places the organism in Eukaryota, Metazoa, Arthropoda, Insecta, Blattodea, Kalotermitidae. The transcript is spliced from 9 exons. Gene Ontology annotation, molecular function: lipase activity.
UUACGUUGGUGGGCACUGCAACGACACAUGCGGGACUGGAUCCAAUAGAAAGCUUUAUCCGGUCUGUACGACACUACUUUCUAGCAACCGGGCGCAGUUGAUACGACACAACACGGAACUUUUAAGUACGGGGAAGUGCCUGAAGAUGACAACAUGUGCCAUGCCUAUCUUGGAGAGCAGUUAAACGCGGAAGAAAGUGAAAACAACGCAGUUCUUUUGCAAAAAUCUGUGGCUUGCUUGUCUAUUCAACAAAGUGAGUCGAAGAGUAUUUCAAUUAUAGUGUGAGUUAUGGCGAAUAGUAUGCGUAUUGGAGUUUCAUGGUUCGUUAUAAUUGUUACUUUAACAGCUUUGAAAUCUUUCAAAACCGAAGACGAUGCUGUUCUCGCUGAACCAGGAGAUGGAGCCGUGUUGACGCCUUCAAGGGGGAGGGGUGGUGGGAUUCGAGCGAGAAUUGAAAGGAUCAACGCUAGAAGACAAGAACGGGAACAGGCACGGAAGGCGAGAAAAGAAGUUUGUUAUGAUGAUGUUGGAUGUUUCACAGUACCAAGAAAGAUUUCGCCACUUAAGAAGUUCCCUGAAUCACCAGAAACUGUUGGCACAACAUUUAUGCUUUUCACUCGACAAAAUGGGACCAUCAUAAACCAUGCGGCAACAUUAAAUACUGAUGAUGUUCAGAUUAUUUCCAGUGGAGAAGGACAACGGUCCAUACUAUACUCAAAUUUUGACACUCAGCGACCUGUCAAAAUAAUCAUUCAUGGGUUUAGGGGUAGUGGUAAAGACAGAGGGGCUCUUUUCGGUGUGGACGCAUUCCUAAAUAUGGGUGAUGUGAAUGUGAUAGCAGUAGACUGGGAGAAAGGUGCCUCUGGACCUUCUUACUCCCAGGCAGUGGCGAACACAGAACUGGUGGGGAGACAGACAGGCUUGCUUCUUAUUGAUAUGAUGACCUUAGGGGUGAGACCCUCUGAUAUCCAUAUUGUUGGCUUCAGCCUUGGAGCCCACAUAGCAGCUUGUGCAUCCCACAUUUUACUUACCCGCUUGCAAGUGAAAGUUGGCAGGAUUACUGGUUUGGAUCCAGCAUCUCCCAUUUUCAGAUCCAAAUUCGUUGUGGAACCCGAACGCAAACUUGACAAAAAUGAUGCAGAAUUUGUAGAUGUAAUUCAUACUGAUGGGAGCCCAUUCUGGACUGAUGGAUUUGGGUUGCUUCAACCACUUGGUCAUGUUGACUUUUUUCCUAAUGGUGGGCGAGAACAACCAGGAUGCAGUGAUGGAAGAGCUUCUGUUGUGGUCAGCCAUUUUGAAGGAUCUCUGGAUAUUGAUAUAGCUUGCAGUCAUGUACGGGCAUGGAGAUUCUUUGUAGAGAGUCUCAGCCAACGACCUGGAGGUUGUCAAUUUAUGGCAUACCCAUGUCAUGGUGGACUACCAAGCUUUCUGCAAGGGAACUGCUAUUCCACCUUACAGAAAUGUGCAAGAGAAAAUGGGCCUUCUGCAGAGCCAUGUGGGAUGAUGGGUAUCAAUGCAGAUAAGUCAAGAGGAAGAGGAGCUUUAUAUUUGGUCACAAGAGAUUCCAGCCCUUUCUGUGGUGACCAACUCCGUGCUACUGUGAUGGUUUCAGAGAAGACUCAAAAUACUCGAGGAAUUCUUCACAUGGUGUUGACUCACGGAAACACUUCUACAAAUUUCAGGAUACACUGCGAGUACAGGUUCUUGGAUGUGGUACGAGGGGGUCGCAAGAUGUUGGGUUUGGCAGCUGCAGAGUAUGGAACACUUAAACCUGACAUCACUCCAACAGUGCAGGCAACACUCGGCUACCAGUCUCUUAGCUUCCAAGCCAUAACUACCACAGCACCAAACACAGAGCAAGAUGAUGUAACUCCUAUCUCUCCAAAAAUAUAUCUGGACCAAGUGUCAAUUGCAGAUGCUUAUGGAAACAGCUGGAAUUACUGUGGAAAGGACACACUUCUUGAAGACAAGAAUCUCACUUACAUUGAUGAAGUCACCAUCACCUUAAAAAUGUCUUCAUGUUCUCCAUAAUGUCAUUGCUUCCAUUAAAUAAUAUCUUUUUAAAACUGAUAAUAUUAUGCCUCCUACUCUGAACAACACUUCCUUGACUACUACUAUUACUGUUAUAAUACAUCUUGUGAACUGGCUGCCGUUUUGUAUGGGACAUAAAAAGGGCACAUGACACAUUUAAGCAAUAUAACACUGGUAUCUUAUACAAGUCAAAAUAAACAUAUAAUAGUGUGGAAGUAGAGACAGAUUAAAUUAUGUGGUUUAAAGGAGACACACUGAAAAUGCAUUAAUGAUUACAAUAAACAUAAUGGUAGUAACAAUGUUAUUCAUUAAAUCCUUUUGCACAGAGUUAUUCAUUUUUCACUCUGUUUCUUUCCAUCUCUUGUCUGGUUACUAAGCCAUCAAGCAAUCUGAAUGCAGUUGGCCCCAACAGAUGAGUCCACCACUGUUCAAUGCUCAGGAACCACUGAGUUUUGAAAGUGGUCACUGUGAUGCUCUAAGCAGGUAAAUUAUGUAAAGUUGAUCAUCUAUAGUAUUUUUUUAAUGAAUGGUAGUGGAUAAAAGCUUGAUUGACUGACUGAUAGAUAGAUAUAAAGAUUCUUAGAGUGAUAGGCAGAGUUGGACAGAUAGAUAGAUGACCAUAUUUUCAAGUCACGAACAGAAGAAAAUCCAGUUUCACAUAAAUAUAAUGUCACAGAAGAAGCAAUACCUCCAUUGCUUUGUAUGAUAAAAUUAGAUGGUCAUUUUCACAAGCAACAUUAAAUUUCUAGGUUUAAUAAUAGUUGAUACAUUGACUUGGAAUUUGCACACAGAUAAGCUUAUGAAGGGAUUAACCAGAGUGUGUUAUAUUAUUAGAGCAGUUAAACCCUAUAUGUCCUCUAUUUCAUUAACAAUGAUCUAUUAUUUUUAUUUCAUUCUGUUUUAGCUUAUGGUAUUUAUUUUGGGGUUUAUCAUCUAGCAGCGAUAAACUCCUUAAGCUGCAAAAAAGAGUUGUACGUAUAAUGACAGGUCAUGGAAAUAGGACUUCAUGUAGGGCUCUUUUUAAAAAAUUGGAAAUAUUGCCACUGAAAUCACAAUAUAUUUUUUCUAUUCUAUUAUUUGUUGUAAAGAAUAAAAAACUUUUUAUUACAA